Messenger RNA from Adineta steineri, 3411 nucleotides. NCBI's taxonomy places the organism in Eukaryota, Metazoa, Rotifera, Eurotatoria, Adinetida, Adinetidae. The record is from the annotation of a GenBank genome assembly.
AUGCAAACACAUAAUGUGUAUAAAGCUUUUGGUCAACAAGAUGAAGCAGAAUAUAUUGAUGAUUUUAGUACUCUUAUAAAAGAUUCUUAUUCAGCACCACUACCUCAAGAUUUAGCAGCUACAUGUAAGAAUCAAAAUCAAGUGACAGUAUCAACAUCUAAAUCAAUAACAAGUUCAAUUUUAUCAUCUGAUUUACAAAUAUUUUGUGGUACUGAUACUAUAUGUAUCAUACCAACUGGUUUUACAGUUACAAUGAAUAGCAAUUUAAAUGUUGCAGCGCUGAUUGUAAGUGGUUCGUUAAUUUGGAAUGACGCUAGUCAAUCUUCAAAUAAUCAAUGGUUGUGUGCUGGUUAUAUUGCUGUUGAUGGAGGUCAAUUGGAUAUGAAUUUAAGUAGUAAACAAGGUUAUAUUUACAUUAAAAAUAAUGGUCUCAAACAUCCAGCAAUUUAUACUCGUGCAUUUGCUGCCUUGAAUACCGGUAAAAUAUAUGUUAGUGGUCGAUCUCUUGCUAGAACAUGGUCUUUACUAGCUAAUAAAGCGACAUAUGGUAUGAAUUCAAUUAGUCUCUUACACAAACCUAAGGAUAUGGGUUGGAGAGUGGGUGAUAGAAUUGUUAUAGCUCCGACUGCAACAAGUUCAAGUGGAAAUGCUGAAGAUUAUACAAUUGGAGGAUUCGAAGAUAAUAAUACUAUUUAUUUGCUUAAUAAAGAUGGAACUUCUACUGGUUCUAUCUCAUCAUAUUUUAGAUCACAAACUGUAUUUACAGGUGCAAAUAUGUCUGCUCUUAUGCAAGCUGAAGUCAUCAAUCUUGCUCGUAAUAUUAUCAUUACUGGAGAUGAUUUUCAACAUGUUAAUUGUGUAAAUGAUGUAGCUAAUGGUAGACCACCUGAUCAUAUUCAAGCCGAUCAUUGUUCAUGUUGGAGCAGUAUUCAACGAACUAAAUGUACACUUGGAUUACAUACAGCUGCAGUUGGACCUGGAUCUGUUCUAUCUUUACAAUAUACAAGAAUUGAAAAAUGUGGUCAACGUGGUAUUUUAGGAAAAUACUGUGUACAUUUACAUUUAGUUCGAAAAUGCCCGGAUUGUAAAAUUAUUGGUAAUGCUUUUGAAUAUGGUCAUCAACGAGGUACAGCAAUUCAUGGAACACAUUUAACAACUGUAGAGAAUAAUGUUUACAAUGAUAUUCGUGGUGCAACAAUAUAUAUUGAAGAUGGAAAUGAAAUGUAUAAUAGAAUAUUUCAUAAUGUUGCAAUAUGUCCUUGGGCAAAAUCUGGAGAAAAAAGAGGAUGUACUAUACCAGGUACCGACAAUGGUCAAGCGGAUGGGACAUUAAAUCAAGCUGGUUUAUGGGGUUUGAGUUUUACUAAUUAUGCUAUUGGAAAUCGUUUUGCUAAUAAUUAUAAUGGUAUGUUGUAUCAAGAACAAGGAUUUGGUCGUGGUCGGGGUCAUGUCAAUGGUUUAGAAUGUCCUAGUUUUCAACAAAUUGGAAGAUUAGAAGGAAAUACUUUUCAUGGCUGUGGACGAUUCGGUACAUAUGUACUUGCAACUGUAUUUCCAAAAAGAACUGAUAGAUCAAUUGAUAAAAAUGGUCUACCAACUUUAACGACAUGUCAAGAAUGGACGGCAAAUGGUGAAGAUAAUGGAUUACCAUCAACAUUUAUGCAUAAUAUAGAUUAUGAUAAUAUAUUUGUUGGUCAAUAUGGUGCCGGUGAUUUACAAUAUCGAUAUCAUACAAGUAUUAAUAAUAAUAAUUUAAUUUAUUGGAAAGAAACAAAAAAUUUUCAAGAUGGUUGCUCGGCUCAUAUUGCUGAUUCAUUUUAUGAUUCAGGUAAUUUAGCGUUACCUGGUGGUCAUGGAGCGUUUAUUUUGGAAAAUAUGAUUUUCAAUAAUCGUGUUCAUUUUGAAUCAAGUCAUCAUUGUCGUGUUGGAGUAACUGGCGUACUUUGUAUGCCAACGUAUGUGUUUGUUAAUAUGAAAUGGACAGGUGUUGUACCGGAUGAUUCAUCACUUUUAAAGUGGGGACCAAACAAUGGAGCUAUGUUUACACUUGGGCCUGAUGAUGAACAAAAUUUGAAUGGAAAUAAAUUAUUUCCAGCUGGAUUUAAUUCGAUAGUUAAUCCAUUUUGGUCUUAUCUUUUAGCGUUGGAUAAUGGUACAUCUUGUUUUAGUUCUAAUGAUGUUGCUACUCUUUUAGGUCAAGAUUCGUCUAGCUUUGCAAAAAAAUAUAACGGUGGAGCUAUUUUUUGUAAGAGACCUGUUCGUCGACUUGAGAUAUUCUCAUAUAAUCAAAAUUCUGGAAACCAUGAAAAUAUGCAAUUAGAACUUUGGCAAUUUGGUAAUCGUAUAAGUUCAGUAACUUUGAAUUUUUUUCAAAUUGGAGACAAGAAACAAGGUUAUAGUGCUACUGUUAUUCCUGGUUUGGAUCAUCAAUAUCGAUUGUCAAUGACUGAUGGAGGUAAUGUAUCUCCUGAUUGGAUUAUUGAAUUUUCUGACCCAAUUUUUGGAAAUCGAUGGAAGAGAGAUGAGAUUGAUCUUGUUGUUGCUGGUAGAAACUGCCCAUAUCCAGUUCAUUCUCAGCAUGAUCGAAGAUAUAUUUGGUCUGGAAAUAAUUAUCUUAAAGUUAAAGGAAGAGGGGCUUGUACAUCUUUCCCUGAUAUGUCACCUGUUAACUGUAAAUCGCAACCAAAAUUAACUAAUGUUGAACAUUGUCCUGAUCAAUGUCCAACUGGUUGUAGAAAUGGAUAUUGUGAUUGUGCAACAGGAGAAUGUUUGUGCAAUCCUGGAUUUUCUGGUGUAAAUUGUAGUAUUGAUACGUGUGGUGCUGCUGGAUGCGUCAAUGGUAAUUGUGCUGCUCAAUAUCUUGGACGAGAUUUACCUGUUACAAAUAAACCAUGUGUUUGUAUCGACGGUUGGUAUGGUGAUAGAUGUGAUACAACAACGCCGCCACUUCCAGUUUCAGAUCCAGCACCCAUGUGCUUUAAUGGAUGUUAUUAUUAUACAGAUACUAGUAUUGGUGGUGGACAAAUUCAGACUAUUCAAACAUCAGAUCCAACAGCUUGCUGUGCUGCUUGCAAUCGGAAUGCAGCUUGUAAUGCAUGGGUUUUUUCGGCUUAUCAAUGCUAUUUAAAAACAGGAAUACAACUAAUUCAGAAAACUGGAGUUACAUCAGGAAUUAAAUGUUUAACUGGAACAAAUUCUAGUACAAUCGCACCUGCAACAGUAGCAUCUUCUACUACAGUAGCACCUUCUACAGUCAGACCAUCUGUAACAACCAACUGUGAUGGUAAAUGCAAAGGUAAAUAUCCAUAUGGUUGUAAUGCUAGUCUUCAAACUGGUUAUUGUAAUGCAGGAGGCGGAUGUACUUAUUCUAUUAACACUAAUCCAAGCUGGUGUUGUUUCAAAGGUUGUUGA